Messenger RNA from Linum trigynum, 3964 nucleotides. Lineage: Eukaryota; Viridiplantae; Streptophyta; Magnoliopsida; Malpighiales; Linaceae. The record is from the annotation of a GenBank genome assembly.
AAACAAUCACAAAACUCCAUCAAUUAACGAGCAACUCCAUAGCUCCAAAUUUUACAUAAUAUUGCAUUUUCACGAUCAGCUCGAAUUGGAUGAUGCUUUAAGAAAGGGUUGUAAGUGAAUCAAGUUUAGCCAGAUUGAGCUCGGCUCAUUAAUAAAUAAAUAGAAUUUUUAAAUGAAUUUUUUUUAGUUGAACGCCGAGCCACUCAUGAAUAAAUUACUCGGCUCAUUUGCAGCUCAGCCGCAAUAUCCUGGUAGUUUCAAAAUUUAGCAAUAAUCAAAAGUAGAAAGAAAGAACCUUCAUCAAUGGGGACGGGUUGACUUGACUUAGUGGAACAAACGCCAUUAAAAGCAAAAGCAAAGAAAAGAUAAUCAUCUUUUUAUUAUUAGACAGCACACACAAUCUCGACUCGAGGGAAUUACUUGGGAAAAGGAUUACUACCCACUUCUCUUCCAUUUCCGUUCCUCUUUUUCUGCUCCCUGAUAAACGCUAGCCAACAAACCAACAAACAAACACAUCGCAGAUUUGCAGGAAUUCCAGCAGCAGCAGCAGCACUAGUAUAGUAUUGUUUCUCGCUGCUCUCUUCUCUGACACAAAAAAGAAGAAGAAGAAAAUGGUGGUGGUGGUGAUCGACAGAAGCAGGCUGCGGCAUCAGAGUGCGUAUUUGACUACUUUCUCUGUAUAUCUUCUCUCAUCUUUCCUUCUCGCUUCUAAUACCUUCGCUCCCACGGAAAGAAUUUCCUCCCAUGACACUUGCCUCCUUCUGCUUCUUCUUUAAUUAAUGGAGGCGGCUAACUGUUUGUGAGACCAUGACUUGGGCUGCUUCAACGAGAAUCUGCCGCAGUUUCCCCCUCUGUCUAUUGCUCAGUUCAGAUCUGCCGAUUUCAUUAAGCUUUGUUUUUGCUUCUUCGUCCUCAUCAAUCUAACCCCCUUCUCAUUAAUGGCUUCCGCAGGCGCUCCAGCCUUGUGAGUGGUGACAGUUGAGAGGGAGGAAAAGGGGAGAAUCGUGCUAAAGGAUCAAUCUUUUUCCCACCCCCGAAGCAGGGCAGAGGUCAGCUCAGAGAAAAAAAGAAGGCAACUUUGUGGAAAUGGCGGGUUUAGGGGAUGGAGCAGGAAGUUCUAGUGGAGGAGCUCCGGCGGCGGUAGCUGCGAAGAUCCGGCUUGUGCGGUGCCCGAGAUGUCGGCAGGUUCUCCCUGAGCUACCCAAUGUCCCUGUUUACCAGUGCGGUGGCUGUGGCACCCACCUCCAAGCCAAAAUCCGCCCACCGAGUGGGGAAAAUCCCCCCUCAAAUUUCAGUAAUGGGUCGUCGGCUGCUUCUGUUUCUGCCGACAUGAAUACAUCGGCAUCUGCAAGCUGUAGCAGUAGUUCUGUUCAUCCGCCUGUUGUUCAAAAUUCCUCUGCCUAUGGGUCUGGGGAGAUUUCCCUGGAUUCUCCAGUUGGAUUAAAGGAUUUAACUUUCAUCACGCCUUCGAAUGAUGAUGAUCAGAAGUCUGAGAGCAAGGCAUCAAAUGGGCCUGUGAGUGAAGAGAUUGAUGAGAACGAAUGCAGUGAUCAGCAGCAGCAACAGCUCCCUGGGGUUGACUCUGAAGUUUCCAUGGGAGACCAAGUUGUGAGAGUGGAGAAGAUGGAUGUGGCUGAUUAUGGAGAGUCUUCGGAUCGUGAUGCAUUUGUUGAGAAGGAAGAAAUGUUCCCAGAUGUUGGAGUGGAUUCUGAACAAGAAGUCGAUAGAGGUGGUGAGAAGAUUGCUCAAGUAGAUGUCAUAAACUCGACUCCUUUGGACUCGAGAAGAUCGAGCAAAGAGAAUGCUAAAAGUGAGAGUCCUUUAACCUCGAGAAGAUCGAGUACAGAGAAGAUAGGUUAUACUGCUACAGAGAAUGUCAAAAGUGAGAGCCCUUUGGACUCGAGAAGAUCGAGCACAGAGAAGAGGGGUUAUACUACUACAGAGAGCACCUCGACAACAGUCACUGGUGGGAGCCCUGCAAUUGGAGAAAGCAUCUCUGAAGACACUCAUUCGGGUCUGCCACCUCGUGACAAGCAGCAGCUCAAUCGGCUCCAAGAAAGAGUACGCCAUGAGAUAGAUAAUCGUCAGCGCUACGUAGUAGAAGACACAUUUGAAGCAUCUGAUGAUUUCAUGAACAACAUGAGUUCCGAGCUAAGUGAGAUGCUUGUAGAUUUGUCCAAAUCUCCAACCACCAGAAGUACUCAUGCUUAUUAUGAGGGCUUCUCCUCUUACGAAGGGACUGAUCAUGAUCAGAUGCCUGGCGGUAGAUACAGACCUCAUUACAGGAAUCCUUAUGGCUAUAACCCUGGGAACUAUAAUAAUAUUGCUGAAGAAAGGGAGGAAGAGAAUCACAAUGCCCUUCCCGGUAGGAACUUCGGGAUGCAGCAGUAUCAGCAUCAAAAGAACUAUUAUUCCCCAGAUAUGAAUCAAUAUCUAGAAAGGGAUGGACUUUUGCCUCAAAGUCCUCUACAUGCAAGGAGUUACAUGAAUGGCUAUGGAAGUGGCAGCUCCCCCUAUCAUUUGCAGGGUGGAUUUCAUGGCAACUCAAACUUCCACCCGCCAAUUAACCCUGUCGACAUUGAGCAGGAGAAGAUCAGGUUAUUGAGAAUGGUUUAUGAGUUGGAAGAUCGACUUACCAGAUCUUGCUCCCUGAACGAUAAAGCUAGUAAUGGAAGUGUUUCAGCUGCAGGUCUUUGGAGGGAUCAGCAGGUCCCCAGGCCAUAUAGAGAGGCAAGCAGCUGGUCUCAGCCUCAGCAAAUGCAGCAGCAUUCGAGAAUACCAUACUCGGCUGAAGCAACAACAAAUGGCGGCAGGCACAAAAUGGAUCAUUCUUUCUGCUCUACAAAUUGCAAUAACCAUAACAGAGCAUUUUGCAGGGUUCACUCUGAUGCAAAUGUUUGCAACUCGUAUGCCUCUUGUCCCUCUACUCCUCAAAGACACAUGGGGUUCGGUGAUCAAAGGCCUAACAGAGAUCAUGGUUUGAAGAAGUAUCACUUAGCCAAUAAGAAGCAUCUUCUCCCUGUAGCCGGAGGAGCACCAUUCUUGGCUUGCCCUCGUUGCUUGAGCCAGCUGCAACUGCCUGCAGACUUCCUCCUUUCUAAGAGGAAGUGCCAUCGGCUGCGAUGUGGUUCCUGUUCUGAGAUACUCAAGUUUUCACUUGUCGACAGAACUCGCUUGGUCCCUUACUCACCCACUGCAAAUGCAUCAUCUGGUUCCUUUAAACACGUUGGACAUAGAAAGAGGGUAAUCUCAGACAAGCGGGGUAAGGAUCCGGUGGAAGCAUAUGAUGCUGUUGGGCCUUCCGAUAGCAAGGGGAAGAAGGAGAAGAAAUCUACAGAAAUUGAGAUAGAGGAGAGAGGAGGGUCGCCACUUCAUCGACUAAUGGGGUACUCCACACUCAGCGCUGUCCUUGUUGGCACUGGCGCAAGGGUGUAGAAAGGGUUCCAUAUACAGGAGCCUAGCUCAAAUAUGGACUGUGAAUUCUCUGCAUUCAAUUUGGUCCUUUUCAUUUCUCACUGAAGUGAAUUGGGGGCGGCAGCUCAGAGUGAACAGUAAAUAGUAUAGAAGGUAGAAAGUUCGAUUUUGUUGGAGCUGUGUGUGUAUAGAAAUUCAGAAGAAGAGAAGACUCCAACUUGAUUUCAUUGAUUUAUUUAGGCAUUCAGGGUAUAGUUGAUUCUGCAUGUUGAUUUUGUUUCUUUUGAGGGCUUUAUUUGUGGUGUACUAUAAAAGAAGGAAGAAACUGGUUGUUUUGCCAAAUGCAAACAUGUAUAAACACUACUUCAGUUUUGUCAUUUCUGGCAAUGUUUCUAUGCUAAGAGCCAUUGCCUUAUUUGGGGACUAAUUACUUCAUCAUAGAUGCUAGAAGGUAAGCAAGCACUCGGUGAGCAAUCGAACGACAUCAACCCCGGCAUACGCCCACCCUUACUCUGUUAGCAUGACAGCCGAAUUAAUGUUCAUAAUACCU